AUGGGACGUCCUCCAACUAGCGGCUACUGUCAUACCUGUCGACGAAGACGGGUCAAGUGUGACAAAGCUCGACCUGCAUGCGAGAGAUGUCUGAAAUCCGGCCACAAAUGUCUGGGCUACGAAUUGCCUCUCCGCAUGCAAAACUUUGCCGCCACUGGAGAUGCUGGUGGUAGUCAACAACUAGUCAGAGUCUCAAACACGAGCUCGAGCACUGUCAUUCACCAGAACAUCGUCCCAGAGCUUCCAUUCACAGCUUUUCGUAACCGGAUGGCCUUUUCCCAUCUUGUAGCGCACUACCGCUGGGCUCCGUUCUGGAAACCUCUCUUUCGAAUGUCAUUAGACGGAGAGCUAGAUUCAGAUGUGGCCAGAGCCGAUUAUACGGGAAGCCUGGCGACCGCGCUCGGCUUCAUGGGACAUUCUGUCAACGAGCCGAGCAUGGUGGCCGAGGGCUACGAGUUGAAUGGCAAGGUAAUCAGAGCGUUACAUCACGCUGUGUCAGCGAAGUCCAAUCAGGAGUUGGCGAGGUGGGCCUUCACAAUCAUUAUCCUUAGUCUUUACCAAUAUGCGGUAGAGAACGUGCCCAACGUUCCUCACUAUUACGGCAUGUCGAAAAUUAUAGAAAUGUGUGGGCCAGAGUGCUUUCAGCAAGAGCCAAUGUUGACCUAUCUACGCCAAAUUCGGGCACUUCAUGCGUGCAACUCCUUCAAUGAACAUGAUCACUCUUUCUUUGAAAAAACGAGGUGGAAAACUAUCCCAUGGCGAUAUAUAUCCAAGACCUCCCACGACCUGCUGAUGGACAUUUUCGUCGAUAUUCCCGGUCUCACUCUUUCCAUCGCAUCACGCAAUCGACCGUUAUUCAACAACGAGAUAGAGGCCGCCCGUGACAAGAUUGAUCAGCUUCUCAGGGAUCUACGUGAUUGGAGAUGGCGCUGGAAGUGCGACAAUCCAGAUGCUGCAAGAGAAGCUGAUAUGCCUCUUAACGAAGAGGUGGAAGAUGUUUUAUUGCCUUGGGCCAAGACGUUGGCGUCUAGGCCAAUCGAGGUGAAGACACCGGAACAGGCUGCCGAGCUCAUCAUCUACAAUGCUUCAAUCACGCAGCUUAUGAAUUUGCAAGUUUUGUUGGACACGGGCACGCGGCAUCCAAUGCCAUUCCCUGAAGAUAUCGACGAAACCAUUCUCAAGCCAGCGGAAGAUCCUCUUUACACGCCGAAUGAAGUCAAAUAUAGGUGGCAGCCAUCCAUGGAGGGCUUGAGGCUCAUGAGGCUGGCACCGAAGCUCUUAUCUGUUAGCAACGGUACCUCCGUAAUGCUUGCUGCAUCGCCCAUCGGAAUCAUAUACAACUCCCUCCUGGCUACCGAAGGUCUUGGAAAUCUAUUUCUGUCAACGAUGGCGGUGCCGAGUGAUUAUACGAUCACAAAUAGAGAGCUUUCUGUCUUUCGCUUAUGGUAA
Colletotrichum scovillei is the source of this 1449-nucleotide messenger RNA. RefSeq lists its product as uncharacterized. NCBI's taxonomy places the organism in Eukaryota, Fungi, Ascomycota, Sordariomycetes, Glomerellales, Glomerellaceae. Bases 1 to 1449 code for a protein of 482 amino acids. The record is from RefSeq and is a predicted model, not a curated record. The transcript is spliced from 4 exons. Gene Ontology annotation, biological process: regulation of DNA-templated transcription. Gene Ontology annotation, molecular function: DNA-binding transcription factor activity, RNA polymerase II-specific; zinc ion binding.